This is a messenger RNA of Pteropus alecto (black flying fox), 2466 nucleotides long. RefSeq names its product olfactomedin 4 (gene OLFM4). The record is from RefSeq and is a predicted model, not a curated record. NCBI's taxonomy places the organism in Eukaryota, Metazoa, Chordata, Mammalia, Chiroptera, Pteropodidae. Gene Ontology annotation, biological process: signal transduction. The transcript is spliced from 5 exons. The coding region runs from base 1 to 1674 and encodes 557 amino acids.
AUGAGGCUGGGUUUCCCCGCCCUGCUAGCCCUUCUGCUCCUUCUGGGCCCGUCUGUGGCCGCAGGGGACUCGGGGGAUUUGGAGCCCCUGACCCCUGACUGGAGGCCAAGCUCCUCGCCCUACUCUGACUUGAACUCUGGCUUCACCUCUGGCUCCAGAUCCCAUGGUGGCUCCAGCUCCAGUAGAGGUUACUCCAGCUCUAGCUCCAGAAGUUAUGGCGGCUCCAGCUCCAGUGGUGGCUUCAGCUCUGGCAGCGGCUCCAGCUCCAGCAGAGACUUUGGCUUCAACAGGUCCAGGUCAGGCGACAGCACCAGGUCUGGCUCUGGCUCUGUGCCCCAGCCAUUUUCAAAUUUCAGCGGCUCCAAGGAUGACAACGGGGCCUGCCUGUGCUCCAUCACCCUGCCAGACACCACCUUUCCCGCGGACAGAGUGGAACGCCUGGAAUUCAUAGCUCAUACUCUCUCCGAGAAGUUCGAGACAGAGCUUUUGAGAGUGAAGGAGUAUGUCCGAUUAAUCAGUAUCUAUGAAAAGAAACUCUCAAACCUCACUGUCCGUAUAGAGAUCAUGGAAAAAGAUACCAUUUCUUACACUGAAUUGGAGUUUGAGCUGAUCAAGAUAGAAGUGAAGGAGAUGGAGAGACUGAUCAUCCGGCUGAAGGGCACUGUUGUUGGAAGCUCAGAAAUCAUCGACCAGCUGGAGGUAGAGAUAAGGAAUAUGACUCUCCUGGUAGAGAAGCUCGAGACACUAGACAAAAACAAUGUUCUUAUGAUUCGCCGGGAAAUCGCGGCUCUGAAGAACAAGCUCAAGGAAUGUGAAGCCUCUAAAGGUGAAAACGUCCCGGUGGCCUUGGUCGGGCCUCCUCCCUCUCCAGGGAACUGUGCUCACGGCGGAGUGGUGAACAUCAGCCAACCUUCCAUAGUUCAGCUCAACUGGAGAGGGUUCGCCUACAAGUACGGUGCCUGGGGGCGGGAUUACUCUCCCCAGAAUCCAGACAAAGGGCUGUAUUGGGUGGCGCCUUUGAAUACAGAUGGGAGACUCUUGGAACAUUACAGGCUCUACAAUACACUGGAUGAUCUGCUAUUGUACACAAAUGCUCGGGAGUACCGGAUUACUUACGGCCAAGGCAGUGGGACCGUGGUUUACAAAAACAACAUGUAUGUCAACUGGUACAACACCGGCAACCUUGCCAAAAUUAACCUGACCACCAACACGGUGGCUGUGACUCAAGCGCUCCCUGCUGCCGCCUAUAAUAACCGCUUUUCAUAUGCUAAUGUGGGUUGGCAAGAUAUUGACUUGGCUGUAGAUGAGAGUGGGUUGUGGGUGAUUUAUGCAACUGAGGCCAGCACUGGUAACAUGGUGAUCAGCAAACUCAACGACACCACGCUUGAGGUGCUGAACACGUGGCAUACCAAGCAGUAUAAACCCUCUGUUUCUAAUGCCUUCGUGGUAUGCGGGGUUCUGUAUGCCACCCGUACGCUGAACACCAGAACAGAAGAGAUUUUCUAUUACUAUGAUACCAACACAGGAAGAGAGGGCAGGCUGGACAUCGUAAUGCAUAAGAUGCAGGAAAGGGUACAGAGCAUUAACUACCAUCCUUUCGACCAGAAACUUUUUGUCUAUAACGAUGGUUACCUUCUGAAUUAUGAUCUGAUCUUUGAGCAGGAACUUCUUUAGGUGUUAGGGUGAGACAGAAAUAAAAUGUCUGUUGAAAAAAUGGUCCUCUCCACUUAUUUAGAUACCUGCAGGGGGAUCCGGGAGCUUAUUUGCUUCGCGCUAAUAUUUGGGAGCACAGUUCUGUUGCACUAGGGACUUAAGAUAUUUGUGCUGAUUUGAUGAGUUCUCUUGGAAGCCAUCUGCCUUCUGGGAUGCAUUUCCCUACUGAAAUCAGAUCCUUUCAGGGUGAGAGUGUGAGGGGUCUAGGGACAUCAUGGGUUCAAGGAAGCCUUCGGUGUGGUGACAUCUGGGAAUUAAUUAAUUGAAAGAGAGCUCUGUGUGGCUUCUGGGUUUCUUUGUGCGGGAGAGAGGGCUCGGUGAGCAGGCUGCUCUACGUAGCCCAGCCAACUCCUCCAUACCCGAGGGAAACCUGGGGCUAAAUUAGGCAAGUUAAUACCUGAAGCUCCUUCACGGGCCAAAUUUCCAACUUUGUUUUUCUUGCUAGCAAUCGGAAUGGUGUUUUGUAUACAGCAAGCAGAUAAGUAAAUUUAGCAUACUUCUGUUAUAUUUGUAAAAUGCUCUGCAUUUUCUGGAGAAAGGCGCUUUUAUACUUUAAAUUGUAUGCUGCAGAUCAAUCCCAGAGGGGUCUGCCGACGAGGCACUGGAUUACUCUUUUCUCCCACGGUCUACCGACGUAAGAGUCGGUCGAGCUCUCCUGUCUCAUAAAUUCGCUCCAGAGGCGGCUCGGAAGGUUAGAAGCAGACUUAGCAACCAGUUCCUCUCACUUUCUCCCUACCUCCUCCUUAAAAAAAA